UUUUGCAGCUUGCCUGAUUUCUUCAGUGACCUGUGGGGGUGCUGGUGCCCAGGACUCCAGGACUUGGUGCUCUGGUACUGGCUUUCCAACAACGAGCUGGGGAGAUUAAGCAUUUCGAUCUGUGCUUUGGGAGCAGCUGACAGUGUGCGGUAAUGUGCUGACUGGCACUAUGGGCAGGCGGUACCCAGGGGCUCACUAUCGGCCAAGCAGCUCAUUUGACUCUGGCGUGGACGCAUUGGCAGUGUUUAUGGCAAGCGGCAGCACGACGGACGUUGUGAACCGCAACAGCCCUGCCACCCCACCCAACACGCUCAACCUGCGCUCCUCUCACAAUGAACUUCUGAAUGCAGAGAUUAGGCACACAGAGACCAAGAACACCACUCCUCCAAAGUGCAGGAAAAAAUAUGCGCUGACUAACAUUCAGACAGCCAUGGGUCUUUCUGAUCCAGCAGCGCAGCCCCUUCUGGGGAACAGCUCUGCCAAUAUAAAGCUGGUAAAGAAUGGAGAAAACCAGCUCAGGAAAGCCGCCGAGCAGGGACAGCAAGAUCCCAACAAAAACCUCCCUGCCACUGCAGGCAUAAACGUAACUUCUGAGAAGUUUGAAGGCAAAGAGCCGAUCCCGCAGGAUUCCUCUGGCUGUGAAAUACUCCCCUCACAGCCAAGGAGGACCAAGAGCUUCCUGAAUUACUAUGCAGAUCUAGAGACAUCUGCUAGAGAGCUAGAGCAGAGUUUUGUUACUAUGGAAGAUAAAUCUGCACAAAGCAACAGCCAGGCAUCUACCAUUAUUGUCAAUGGGGAAGGCUUGCCCCGUAAACAAAACAAGCCAUCAAGCCCAGAGGAUGGCCAAGUUGCUGCAGUGUCUUCAAGCCCUGAGACUAAGAAGGACCACCCAAAAACAGGGGCCAAAACAGAUUGUGCUCUCCAUAGGAUUCAAAACCUGGCCCCAAGUGAUGAGGACUCCAGCUGGACUACACUGUCCCAGGACAGUGCCUCACCAAGCUCGCCUGAUGAAACAGCAGAUAUCUGGAGUGAUCAUUCAUUUCAGACAGACCCAGAUUUACCACCUGGCUGGAAAAAAAUCAAUGAUGUUGCUGGGAUCUACUACUGGCACAUACCAACAGGGACAACUCAAUGGCAGCGUCCCGUAUCCAUCCCAACAGAUCUCCAGGGUUCACGAAAAGGAUCGCUUGGUUCCAUUACUCCAUCACCUACUCCAGAAACUGAGAAACAGCCAUGGAGUGAUUUUGCUGUACUGAAUGGGGGAAAGAUUAAUAGUGACAUUUGGAAGGAUCUGCAUGCAGCCACUGUGAACCCCGACCCAAGUCUGAAAGAGUUUGAAGGAGCAACGUUACGCUAUGCCUCUUUGAAGCUCAGCAGAAAUGGUCCACAAUCUGAUGAUGAUGAUUCCUGUAGCAUCAACAGUGAUCCAGAAGCCAAGUGCUUUGCUGUGCGAUCCCUGGGCUGGGUGGAAAUGGCAGAAGAAGAUCUAGCUCCUGGAAGAAGCAGUGUUGCUGUGAACAACUGCAUCAGACAGCUCUCUUACUGUAAAAACGACAUCAGAGACACUGUUGGCAUUUGGGGAGAGGGCAAAGACAUGUACCUUAUACUGGAAAAUGACAUGCUGAACCUGAUCGAUCCCAUGGACCGCACAGUUCUUCAUUCACAGCCCAUUGUGAGCAUCAGAGUCUGGGGUGUGGGGCGUGACAACGGCCGAGACUUUGCUUAUGUGGCAAGAGACAAAGACACAAGGAUUCUGAAAUGUCAUGUGUUUCGAUGUGACACACCGGCAAAAGCCAUCGCCACAAGUUUACAUGAAAUCUGCUCCAAGAUUAUGGCCGAACGGAAGAAUGCUAAAGCUAUGGCUUGCGGUUCAUUGCAAGGGGGGACAAAUGUCAACCUUGAUGUUCCUCUGCAAGUAGAUUUCCCAACACCAAAGACAGAACUGGUACAGAAGUUCCACGUUCAGUACCUGGGCAUGCUGCCUGUAGCUAAACCUGUGGGAAUGGAUACUCUGAACAAUGCCAUCGAAAGUCUAAUGACUUCCUCUAGCAAAGAAGAUUGGAUGCCAGUUACUAUGAAUGUUGCUGAUGCUACUGUCACAGUCAUCAAUGAAAGAAAUGAAGAGGAGAUCAUGGUGGAGUGUCGUGUGCGGUUCCUGUCCUUCAUGGGGGUAGGCAAGGACAUUCACACAUUUGCCUUCAUUAUGGAUACAGGAAACCAGCAUUUUGAGUGCCACGUUUUCUGGUGUGAACCAAACGCAGGCAAUGUGUCAGAAGCUGUUCAGGCUGCUUGUAUGUUGCGGUAUCAGAAGUGCUUAGUAGCCAGACCUCCCUCACAGAAAGUGCGACCACCCCCACCUCCUGCAGACUCCGUGACUAGAAGAGUUACAACCAACGUAAAACGAGGAGUGUUGUCCCUCAUUGACACUUUGAAACAGAAACGCCCGGUCACUGAGAUGCCAUAGCUGCACCAGAGAGAAGAGCCUCCUAACCCUUAACUGAAGAUAACACUAGCUAUACUAAGGAAAGUGAACUGACAUUGUCUGGCCUUCCAUUUCAAAUUGCUGAUGCUUUGUCUUCAGAGAAUUUACCCUUAUCGAAGCAAUGUUAGACAAGCAUGUUCUCGUUCUUGCCACCAUCGUGUGAUAUGAAAAGAAGCAUGAAUAAUUUUUUUGCUGUCAGUGAGUUACACCAUGAACAAUGGAAGGUCUGUUUGAUUGUAAAUAUAUGAACGUUACCUAAACUCACACAAAAAAAAGAAUAUGGCCACGUCCCUCCCAGUGAACUCACGCUAAAGUCCUUGGAGUGAAUGAUGCCCAAGUUGCUAGUUUCACCGUCUUGAGCUGAAUUUGUCACAAACCAAUCUUAACUCCUACAGCACUUUGCUCUGUUUUCAACACUGGAGUAGGUACCAAGUGUUAGCUACUAUUGAAUUACUGUAGAUUAAAUACCAAGUUUUAUUUUUUACAGAACUACACCUCUUAGUUUUAAAUUGUUUGUCAGCAUCGGUCUAGCAACCACUUUAUUAACUCUCCGACAUGCUUCUGAAUUGUGUCAUUAUUUCAUCUCCCAGUUACACAUCAUGGUCUUAGAGAAGAAUUGUGCUUAAUACUAAAGCAAUGCUGAAAAAUCCAGAAGAGUUUUCAGUGACCGAGUUGCGGGGUGAUCUACUGAAGCUUUUCAGCUUUAAACAUACAAAUGCAACCGCUGGCUGUUAAAUUUAUUCUCCUAAAUCUGCCAUUAAUUCAUCACAAAUACCGUUUGUUUCACAGAGGGCUCAAACCAACCAAGAGUAAGAAAGGACUAGUCUGUAAUUUUAUUGUCUUACAACUCUUACAGAGACUAAACUAUUCCAGACCUUUUCUGUACAAGUGUUUGAUGAAAUGUUCAAUUCAGCGUCUGGUUGCACAGUUCCCCCUUCCCCUCAGAGGUUGUUGCUGAAUGCUGAACAUGCCCCAGAAAGGUCAGUCGUGUUUCUUGUCAAUUACAGAAUUCCAUGAAAUCUCUUUUAAUACUCUCAUGUCAAAAUAAGAAGAGAGUUUUUUCUAACAGGACAGCACUUCAGGGGGUACAUAGAAUCAUAGAAUAGUUAGGGUUGGAAAGGACCUUAAGAUCAUCCAGUUCCAACCCCCCUGCCAUGGGCAGGGACACCUCACACUAAACCAUGUCACCCAAGGCUCUGUUCAACCCAGCCUUGAACACCGCCAGGGAUGGAACAUAAAUAAACAUCAAACCUGAUUUCAUGCUUUUGCUCCACAGGCUUCUUAUAAUUGCUUUGACUUACACACUUCCGUAGGCCCUGACAAAGCCAGCCCAGUGUUGCCCCCUCAAAAGUGCACCUCAGGCUGAUGUUCAAAUGCAGUCAGACAUCUUGAGUCUCUCCCUUUGCCAUCUUCUGUCUCUACCUGCAGAUUAGUGCAAAUUUUGGAAAUAGAACAGUAAAGAUAUUUUUAACUAGCAUUAAAACUGUUUUGCCUCCAUCUA
Neopsephotus bourkii (Bourke's parrot) is the source of this 3983-nucleotide messenger RNA. It is a transcript of the gene APBB2, whose product is annotated as amyloid beta precursor protein binding family B member 2. Gene Ontology annotation, biological process: regulation of DNA-templated transcription. The coding region runs from base 170 to 2464 and encodes 764 amino acids. Gene Ontology annotation, molecular function: amyloid-beta binding; transcription factor binding. NCBI's taxonomy places the organism in Eukaryota, Metazoa, Chordata, Aves, Psittaciformes, Psittacidae. The transcript has 15 exons. Gene Ontology annotation, cellular component: nucleus; cytoplasm. The record is from RefSeq and is a predicted model, not a curated record.